Molecule: messenger RNA, 1206 nt
Organism: Mercurialis annua (annual mercury)
Lineage: Eukaryota; Viridiplantae; Streptophyta; Magnoliopsida; Malpighiales; Euphorbiaceae
Exons: 12
Coding region: 55-1023 (322 amino acids)
Cellular component (GO): cytosol
Molecular function (GO): 3'-5'-DNA exonuclease activity
Source: RefSeq, a predicted model, not a curated record
CCCAUUACUUUCACUUGCCAUUUUGCUGUUUGCUUGCAGAGAAAAAGAAAAAAGAUGGGUUCUAAUUCUAUACGAAUGAUAGAUAUAGCUGUUAACUUCACAGAUGCUAUGUUCAAAGGAAUCUAUAAUGGCAAACAAUGCCAUGUAGCUGAUAUAGCUACUGUUUUGUCAAGGGCUUGGAGUGCUGGUGUUGAUCGAAUUAUUGUGACUGGUGGAUCCCUUGAGGAAUCUAAAAACGCUCUUGCCAUUGCGGAGACUGAUGGAAGGCUUUUUUGUACGGUUGGCGUCCAUCCUACAAGGUGCAAGGAGUUUGAAGAAAGUGAAGAUCCAGAGCAGCAUUUUCAGGCUCUUUUGUCACUGGCUCGAGAGGGGAUUCAGAAAGGAAAGGUUGUGGCAAUUGGUGAAUGUGGAUUAGAUUAUGAUAGGCUGCAGUUUUGCCCAUCAGAUAUUCAAAAGAAGUAUUUUGAGAAGCAGUUUGAGUUAGCACAUGCAACAAAGCUGCCUAUGUUUCUGCAUAUGCGUGCAGCUGCUCAAGAUUUCUGUGAAAUUAUGGAGCGCAACAAUGACAGAUUCAGUGCUGGGGUCGCUCAUUCUUUUACUGGCAGUGCAGAAGAUCGUGAUAAACUUCUUUUGCUCAAGAAUAUGUACAUAGGUGUAAAUGGCUGUUCAUUGAAGACAUCUGAGAACCUUGAUGUAGUGAAGGGUAUUCCUAUUGAGAGAAUGAUGAUCGAGACAGACUCUCCAUAUUGCGAGAUCAAGAACACUCAUGCUGGGAUCAAAUUUGUAAAAUCCGCGUGGCCCUCAAAAAAGAAAGAGAAGUAUGAUCAGGACUGCACUGUCAAAGGCAGAAAUGAACCAUGUUUAGUUCGGCAAGUUCUUGAGGUUGUAGCUGGCUGUAAAGGUGUCGAUGAUAUGGAUCAUUUAAGCCGGACCAUAUACCAUAACACUUGCAAAGUUUUCUUUCCCCAUGACUUGGAUUCUGCUGCAGACGCUCUACUUGAAGGUUGUCACGAUUCCCAGUAAGGUUCUGAAUAUGUUACUUCAUAGAAAAUUCUCUUCCUAGAGCAUGAGAUCCUCUAAUUUACGGAAGCUGCUAUCGACUUUGUAAUGAUUUCGUAAGAAAAAUAUUAAUAUUCUUACUCAAAAUCUACAUUUGAAACUUGCUUCAAAUAAAUUUGUUGUCCUAAAAAUUCAUUCAUUGACUCA